GAGAUUGCAAACAUGAUAGUGUAAUCAUGGACCUACACAGCUAUAUAAAUACUUCUUGUAAGAACCAACCUCCAUCAUACACAGCAAUAACACUAACAAAGCAAGAUUACACUAUUGUUUUUCACAUUUCUCUUCGUCUUUGAUUAUGAGUCAGAGCACAGCAACGAAGGUUUCCAGGUUGCUUCUGGGGCAACUUGGCCCUCGUUUCUUGUCAAACACAGCCACUUUUUCUAGGCCUGCAACUGCAGGCAUGAGCUCGACCAGAUUUGCUUCUUAUGGGGUCCGAGGUUGGAGUGCUUCAGCACCACCUGUUAUGCCAGGUGAAGAGGAGAAACCAAAGGCAGCUGCAAAUUCAUUUACUACAGAAGAUGGUAAGGCCAUCGUGAGCUAUUGGGGUGUGACUCCCCCCAAGAUCACCAAGGAGGAUGGCACAGCUUGGAAGUGGAACUGCUUCAGGCCAUGGGAGUCAUACAAACCUGACAUCUCAAUUGAUGUGAAGAAGCACCAUAAGCCUGGUACAACAAUGGAUAAAUUUGCCUACUGGACCGUCCAGGUCCUCAAAUACCCCACUUACUUAUUCUUCCAGAGACGGCAUAUGUGCCAUGCCAUGCUGCUAGAGACAGUAGCUGCAGUUCCAGGCAUGGUUGGAGGGAUGCUCUUGCAUUGCAAAUCACUACGGCGAUUCGAGCAAAGUGGGGGCUGGAUAAAAGCUCUUUUAGAAGAAGCUGAGAACGAGCGGAUGCAUCUUAUGACCUUCGUUGAAAUAGCUAAGCCCCAGUGGUACGAACGAGCCCUUGUAUUUGCUGUCCAAGGUGUCUUCUUCAAUGCUUAUUUUCUGGCAUAUUUAGCCUCUCCGAAGCUUGCACACCGUAUAGUAGGGUACUUGGAAGAGGAGGCGGUGAACUCCUACUCAGAGUUCCUCGAGGACUUGGACAAUGGUAGUUUUGAGAACGUGCCUGCCCCUGCUAUUGCCAUUGACUACUGGCGCUUGCCUCCCAACUCCACGCUUCGUGAUGUUGUGUUCGUUAUAAGAGCUGAUGAAGCACACCACCGAGACCUUAACCACUACGCAUCGGACAUUCAAUGUCAAGGACAAGAGUUAAAGCAUACACCUGCUCCAAUCGGAUAUCAUUAAUUCUUUAAGGCGGUCCUGAUAUUAUGGAAGUGUGUGUGUAGCGUUGACAUGCUCCCAAAGCCAUCAGAUUCAUUCCAUUGUACUGCGUUAUUCUUUAAAAAUAAAUUAGCUUUUUUGUAUUCUUUGAUA
This is a messenger RNA of Populus nigra (black poplar), 1264 nucleotides long. Its product is annotated as ubiquinol oxidase 2, mitochondrial-like. The coding region runs from base 146 to 1135 and encodes 329 amino acids. NCBI's taxonomy places the organism in Eukaryota, Viridiplantae, Streptophyta, Magnoliopsida, Malpighiales, Salicaceae. Gene Ontology annotation, biological process: alternative respiration. Gene Ontology annotation, molecular function: alternative oxidase activity. Gene Ontology annotation, cellular component: mitochondrion. The record is from RefSeq and is a predicted model, not a curated record. The transcript is spliced from 4 exons.